Molecule: messenger RNA, 1820 nt
Organism: Poeciliopsis prolifica (blackstripe livebearer)
Lineage: Eukaryota; Metazoa; Chordata; Actinopteri; Cyprinodontiformes; Poeciliidae
Gene: lrrc47
Product: leucine rich repeat containing 47
Exons: 7
Coding region: 67-1719 (550 amino acids)
Biological process (GO): phenylalanyl-tRNA aminoacylation
Molecular function (GO): protein binding; phenylalanine-tRNA ligase activity; RNA binding
Source: RefSeq, a predicted model, not a curated record
CUUCGUGUGAGGAGAAGAAGAAGAAGCUCAAUCUAACUCCUUUCAUUUCUCGGUAGCUUGACUAACAUGGAAAAGUGGCCCGAAAUAGAGAGAGCGGCGACAGAGCAGAGACGUGAGCUGGUUCUGCAGGGCGGUGGUGUUGAUGAGAGGAUUUCUUCCUGCGGCGGGCUUCCCUCUUCUCUUUAUUCCCUGCAGCUGCUGAAUUAUCUUGAAGUCAGCCAAUGUCCGAGUUUGACAGAGAUCCACGUGGAAAUCCAGCAUCUGUCCAACCUGCAAAGCCUCGUCCUGUGCAGGAACAAGCUGACCUCUGUCCCGGAAGUCAUCGGCAACCUGAAGUCGCUGAAGGUCCUGGAUCUGUCCGUCAACAACCUCAAAUGCCUGCCACAAGGGAUCACUCAGUUAAAGGAGCUGAAUACGCUUAAUGUGAGCUGCAACUGCUUGGAGGCUCUUCCAGGUGGCCUCAGUCAGUGCACCAAGCUGGCCACCAUCAAUGCCUCCAAGAACCAAAUCACUACUUUCCCUCCUGACCUCUUCUCUGAGCGGCUGGACCUGCUCAGCACCCUGGUGGCCUCUGAUAACUCAAUCCAGGAGCUGAGUGGAGAGAUUUGCAAGCUAUCAGCUCUAAAGGUACUGGACGUCUCCAACAACAAGCUGAGUGAGAUUCCUUCAGAUCUGAGCGACUGCCCCAAGUUAAAGGAGAUCAACUUCAAGGGCAACAAGCUCAGCGACAAGCGCCUGGAGAAGAUGGUCAAUUGCUGUCAGACCAAGUCCAUCCUCGAGUACCUCAGAGGCAAAGGAAGAGGAAGACGGGAUGAAGAGGGAGGUGACUCUGACAAGAAGAAAAAGCAGCAGCAGAAGAAGAAGAAGGGGAAGGUGAGGGAGGAAAACGAUGAGGUGGAGGAGCUGAACAAGAUGGUGGUGAGGGUGCUCCAUGUCUCCGAGGCGCCCACAGCGCUCACAGUUAAGGUCACCGCUGAGGUCAAAGAUGUCCGACCGUACCUGGUGUGCUGCCUGGUCAGAGGAAUGAGUCUCAAGCAAGGGAAUGCUCUGAAACGCUUCCUCAUGGCUCAGACAAAGCUUCACGAUGAUUUGUGUGGUAGAAGAACGAUUGCAACCAUCGCGACCCAUGAUGCGCAGCUUGUGAAAGGUCCACUGGUCUACGAUGUGAGACCACCGACACAACUGAAGGUGGUGCCUCUGGGUCGGAGGGAGAUGACGGCCGUCGAGCUGAUAAGGCAUCUGCAUUUAGAGGCCGAUGAGCUCAGGAAGCAGAAGAAGAGGCAGAAUGUGACUGGCCUCCACAAAUACCUGCAGCUUUUGGAAGGGAAAUCCGUCUACCCCUGCUUAGUGGAUGCAGAUGGAGAUGUGAUCUCAUUUCCACCAAUUACUAACAGUGAGAAAACCAAGAUUAAGAAGACAACCACAGAGUUGCUGGUAGAAGUGACGAGCUCAACCAGCCUGCAGACCUGUAAAGAUGUAAUGGAUGCUUUGAUCAUAAAAAUGGCAGAAUUGAACAAGUUCACUAGCGAACAUCUGGAGGAGGCCGGGUCAGACGGAGAGGAGGACGGCGCACGGCAGCCGGCCGCCGACGCAGAAACCUCCAGCCAACUCAUCGUCCAGCAGGUCCGAACCGUUGAUCAAGACGGGAACCUGAAGGUGGUUUACCCGUCAAAAACGGAUCUCUCCAAAGAAAUCAGUAACUUCACUGUCAUUUGGUAGUAAUAUUUUAUGUCAACACCCAUUUACAGCCGAUUAAUUUAACGGGUUUCCCAUUUGAACCCUGAGCUUUUCUCAAGUUCUUUUGGUCCGUCUAGUCGUCU